Pongo pygmaeus (Bornean orangutan) is the source of this 4830-nucleotide messenger RNA. It is a transcript of the gene ST6GAL1, whose product is annotated as ST6 beta-galactoside alpha-2,6-sialyltransferase 1. Bases 855 to 2075 code for a protein of 406 amino acids. Gene Ontology annotation, biological process: sialylation. Gene Ontology annotation, cellular component: Golgi apparatus. Gene Ontology annotation, molecular function: beta-galactoside alpha-2,6-sialyltransferase activity. NCBI's taxonomy places the organism in Eukaryota, Metazoa, Chordata, Mammalia, Primates, Hominidae. The record is from RefSeq and is a predicted model, not a curated record. The transcript has 9 exons.
CCUUCCCGCCCCUCCGCCGCGCUCUUCUUCCUUCCUUCUCCAGUCCCUUCCACUCUGCGUCUUCUGUCCCCCGUUCUUCCCCAGCGGACCCCUCCUCCGAGACUCCCUAGUGGGGUUCCCAGCUCCCGGGCGCUCCUGCCCUUGCCGAGCGCGUUUUCUGGAGUCACCUGGGGGAGGGGAGUCCUGGGCAGGGCCGGGCUGAGGAAGACGCCUGGGGCACUGCCCGGCGCUAACAAAGGGAGCCGGUACCGACCGGCGUGGGCGCGGAGCGGGCGGCCGCCACCGAGCGGGCUGAGCAAACGCAGCCUCCGCGGCCGAGAGUGCAGCGAGCAAGGGGAGAGCCAGUUGUGCAGAGCCCUGCAGCCAGCAGUCCAGGGAGAAGUGGUGAAUGUCAUGGAGCCCAGCUGAAAUGGACUGGCCCCCUUGAACCUGUCCCAAGCCCUGGUGCCAGGUGUCCAUCCCAGUGCUGAGGCUGAACUGGUGUUGCCUCUCCCUUCCGAGGAAAGGCCUGGCCUCUCUCCCAUUCUGCCCAAGACCACCCUCUGUGAACUUUUACAUUCCUCCAAACUAUUUGGAUGUUUAUUGGUCCGGAUCCAUUCAAGCAGAAGCUACUGAGGAUAAUUUCAGGCAUCUAUAUUUUAAAAAUGCUUCCUAGGUGAUAUUAUGCCCAGAUGAGUUUUGAUCAUCCUGAGAAAAAUGGGCCUUGGCCUCCAGACCCAAUAAAUCUUUCUUCCCAUGGAGAAUAGUGCUGAUUCCUGAGGACCUGAAGGGCCUGCCGCCCGUGGGGGGAUUAGCCAGAAGCAGGCUUGUUUUCCUGCUCAGAACAAAGUGGCUUCUCUGAACACAUCUUCAUUAUGAUUCACACCAACUUGAAGAAAAAGUUCAGCUGCUGCGUCCUGGUCUUUCUUCUGUUUGCAGUCAUCUGUGUGUGGAAGGAAAAGAAGAAAGGGAGUUACUAUGAUUCCUUUAAAUUGCAAACCAAGGAAUUCCAGGUGUUGAAGAGUCUGGGGAAAUUGGCCAUGGGGUCUGAUUCCCAGUCUGUAUCCUCAAGCAGCACCCAGGACCCCCACAGGGGCCGCCAGACCCUCGGCAGUCUCAGAGGCCUAGCCAAGGCCAAACCAGAGGCCUCCUUCCAGGUGUGGAACAAGGACAGCUCUUCCAAAAACCUUAUCCCUAGGCUGCAAAAAAUCUGGAAGAAUUACCUAAGCAUGAACAAGUACAAAGUGUCCUACAAGGGGCCAGGACCAGGCAUCAAGUUCAGUGCAGAGGCCCUGCGCUGCCACCUCCGGGACCAUGUGAAUGUAUCCAUGGUAGAAGCCACAGAUUUUCCCUUCAAUACCUCUGAAUGGGAGGGUUAUCUGCCCAAGGAGAGCAUUAGGACCAAGGCUGGGCCUUGGGGCAGGUGUGCUGUUGUGUCGUCAGCGGGAUCUCUGAAGUCCUCCCAACUAGGCAGAGAAAUCGAUGAUCAUGACGCAGUCCUGAGGUUUAAUGGGGCACCCACAGCCAACUUCCAACAAGAUGUGGGCACAAAAACUACCAUUCGCCUGAUGAACUCUCAGUUGGUUACCACAGAGAAGCGCUUCCUUAAAGACAGUUUGUACAAUGAAGGAAUCCUAAUUGUAUGGGACCCAUCUGUAUACCAUUCAGAUAUCCCAAAGUGGUACCAGAAUCCAGAUUAUAAUUUCUUUAAUAACUACAAGAGUUAUCGUAAGCUGCACCCCAAUCAGCCCUUUUACAUCCUCAAGCCCCAGAUGCCUUGGGAGCUAUGGGACAUUCUUCAAGAAAUCUCCCCAGAAGAGAUUCAGCCAAACCCCCCAUCCUCUGGGAUGCUUGGUAUCAUCAUCAUGAUGACGCUGUGUGACCAGGUGGACAUUUAUGAGUUCCUCCCAUCCAAGCGCAAGACUGACGUGUGCUACUACUACCAGAAGUUCUUUGAUAGUGCCUGCACGAUGGGUGCCUACCACCCGCUGCUCUAUGAGAAGAAUUUGGUGAAGCAUCUCAACCAGGGCACAGAUGAGGACAUCUACCUGCUUGGAAAAGCCACACUGCCUGGCUUCCGGACCAUUCACUGCUAAGCACAGGCUCCCCACUCUUCUCCAUCAGGCAUUAAAUGAAUGGUCUCUUGGCCACCCCAGCCUGGGAAGAACAUUUUCCUGAACAAUUCCAGCCUGCUCCUUUUACUCUAGGGGCCUCUGUCAGCAAGAGCACGGGCGCUUCAAGAGCCUGUGGUCAGGAAAUCAGGUCCAGCCUUCCCCGUAGCCAGACAGUUUGUGAGCCCAGAGCCUCCCGCCACACACAUGCACACAUAUCUAGCAUUCUUUCCAGGCAGGAUCCUCCCCACCUUCCACCUUGGUAGAUGCAAGAUCUACCUCUCCCAUCAAGGCUGCCAAAGCUGGGCUUUGUUUUUCCCAACAGAAUGAUGCCAUUCUCACAAACCAAUGCUCUAUAUUGCUUGAAGUCUGCAUCUAAAUAUUGGUUUCAUGUUUUAAAGAAAUUCUCCCAAAUUACAAUUGUGCCCAAUGCAGGGUGGCUCUGGGGGGCAAGUAGGUGGUACAGGGGAUUGGAAACAUGCUCUGCGCCUCCAGAAAAAAGUUGCUUCUGAGGUCCAUGCCCCUGGAACAUGUUCCUAUCACUCUGUCUGGUUGGGCUGGUCCUUAGACUGGGUGCUUAUGAUUAAAGGGUCUUGGUUAGCCCACCUUCCCUCUCCAUGUGGAGAUGGAAGGUAGAGAAGGAUACAGUGUCUAUCCUCAGGUUGCUACGGUUCAGUGAGAGAGGCAGACAUCUGAACAGGCAGGUAAGAUUCAGUGUGCUCAGUGCACUGGGGAUUUGGAGAGAGAUGGGCUUGCUCUCUCUGUGCACCCAGGAGGGCCACGCACUUAAACUGUGUUUGUGAAUCAGAGAAGGCUUUGUAGCACGGGGCGUUCAGAUGAGUCUUAGAGGAAGAGAAGAAACAUGGCAAGCAGAUUACAUCUGAGCCGUUCGAAUUGUGUUUUUCUUUCUUCCCAUGUUUAUUUUCUAAGAUCUACCUGAACUUAGAGACUGAAGAUAAUUUUUUAGGAAACCUUCUGCCCAUGUCUGAAGUAGCAAGUGAAGCCUCACGACAGAUACCAGGCAAUCCAGAGCCGCAAAACCUGAUUUCUCCAGGCUCUGCCUGGCUUGACCCAAUGCUGUCAGCUGGGUUUGCAUACCACAGUCCCAUUCUUCCUUUUCAAUACCUACCCCCCAAAUUUUCUCCUAACCACCAUCUGUUUUUUGUUUUUUGUUUUUUUUUUAAGCAUUUUUUGCUUUAAAAGCAUCCUGACCCCAAUUUCUUUGAGCUCACGGGCCUUUUGCCGAAGGUCUCUCAGGGUGUAGUGGUGUGGCUCUCUGGACUUACGUCACUCUCAGAGGUCAGAACCUUGGAGAUCAGACCUGAUUGUCACCAGGUGUGAGAGGUGUGACAGCAGAUUGCAAUGCUCUGCACCUCUUCCUUGCAAGUGAGCAACAUCAGGGUCUCUGGGCAGAGGCUGUCCCACUGUAGUUUGCAGACAUGCUCUCCAGAUGGUUUUAUUAAGUCCCCUCUCCCUGAUAGGGAAUCCUGCUGGACCAGUGCAGCCCCGGUGUGGAGAGGUUAAAAGACUUGCACAAGAUCACCAAGUCAUGCUGUAGAGCCAGGGUUCCUAGACCCAGGGCUCUGCACUCUCAAGGCUGGCCCCAUGUGCUCAAGGUGAUCUAAUGUCUGGGUUCCAAACCAACCAUCUCGGAGCCGGGAUCCUCAUUUACUGCCAAACCCUCAGAUUAUGUAGCUAGAAAGGGCCCUGGAGUGAGAAGGCCUGGAUUUUCAAAUUGAUGCUCCCCUACUGACUAGCUGUGCCACUCUGGGCAAAUGCUCUUCCUUGAGCCUCUGUUUCCACACCUGUAAAGUGGGGAUGAUGAUCCUAUCUCACUGCUUUUGUGAGGAUUACAGGAAAGCACCCGUCCUGGCACGUAGUAGGUGCUCAGUUCAUGCUGGUUUCCUUCCUGCCUUCAGUAGGGACCUGCUCUGUGCUCACACCUCGGCUGCAUGCACCCUGCUGUGACGGAGGCUAGUGCGGAAGAGGUCCUGUCCUCAGGGAAUUAACUGUCUUAUUGGGAGACAACAACUAUCCUCCUUGGAACACCCAGGAAACCAUGCAAAGCAGUGGACAACACAGAACAUGCCCUCCUCCUCGCUGCCUGCAGCUCCAGUCUGAUUCUGCUUGGGAACGGGCGGAGCACGUGGGCUGCUUAACUGCUGUAUAGGACAAGCCCCUUACCCCUCUCUGGGCCCAUGAAUUCCUGGCUUGGUUUAUGUUCUGAUUUGACACACUGAUUUUAAUCUUCGAAUCAUGAACUGAGUGCAGAGGAGGUGGCAUUCUGACAGCAGGACAUACGUGUUGGUGUGGAGACUGGGACGACACUGGGUAGAAUCUAGUUUUUAAUUAUUAUUAAUAUAAAGGAUCAAAUUAAUUUAAAUAUGAUUCUGAAGUCUACAGAGCUUUUAGUUCUGUGCUGUCUAUAUGUGGACACCGGUAAAAUGCAAAUUAUGAUAUGGACGUUAUUGUUGGUCUGGUGAGAUGUUUCAUAUUUGUGACAGUUAAUUUAAAAAUUAUGACUUAAUGCUGCCUCUGUCUGUGGGGUUCUGUCUUCUUUGAUAGCCAUCUAUUCAUCUGGAUCAUGGGACCCUCUCUCAUCCUUCCACCAAUUAAAUAAGCUAUUGCUGUUGGUUUGGAGUUGAGAUAUCAGUCUCGGAAACUUCUGAAAAAUGCCUAAGCUAAUAAUUACCCAAGGAUUAUGUCAAAUUUUAAAAUAAAUAUGUGUGUGUUUCUUUAA